ACCGAUGCUCACUUGUUACGAUAAUAUUUUUUGUGACUGACUUUUCAAGGGUUUCAAUCUUAUCCUGUUAUAUUAUUUCAUUAGCUCAUUUAACGAGGGAGACAGAAAAAAGACAAGACUUGUUGUUACAAUCCAAGCAUCAAGAAGCUCUAGAAGCCCAAAAUGACCGGCGACGUUGAAAUGCGUGACUCUGGCGACCGAGGCGACGAUUGGGUACGAAUCACAAGCACGGAUGGGUUCUCAUUCUUGGUGAAGCGGAAGGUAGCCUGGACCAGUGGGACAUUGAAGAACAUGCUUAGUGUCGACAGUAGCUUCAGAGAAGCCUUGGCUAAUACUUGCCCAAUCAACGAACGUGGCGUGAUUAUCGAGAAAGUUUGUGAGUACAUGGCUUUCAAAGCAUACCAUGAAGGUAUGGGACCCAAGGAAGAAGUUUCGGUGAAUGAAUUCACGGAGCGAGUUCCACCUGAGGUGGCAUUAGAAUUACUUCUCGCUGCUGACUACCUUGAAGUGUGAUCUAAAGUACUUAUGGACAUAAUAUCGCCACGUUUAUCACUCGCACUCGGGCUUGGCCGCCAUCGCUCUCCUUUUGUCCCGACAGUGUACUAUAAAGCGUGUUUGACGUACGAUCCUAUACUAUUGCAGUAUGAAAUGUGGUGUUGGCAUGUUAUCGGUAAUAUCAAAGCCUGUAUCCCAUUCCCGAUGUUCAUUAGCGUGUCGUUAUCAAAUCCAUUCUAUCAACGUCAUAUCUCCUCC
Molecule: messenger RNA, 753 nt
Organism: Serpula lacrymans var. lacrymans S7.9
Lineage: Eukaryota; Fungi; Basidiomycota; Agaricomycetes; Boletales; Serpulaceae
Exons: 6
Coding region: 163-513 (116 amino acids)
Biological process (GO): ubiquitin-dependent protein catabolic process
Cellular component (GO): elongin complex
Molecular function (GO): protein-macromolecule adaptor activity
Source: RefSeq, a predicted model, not a curated record